AAUAUUCCAUCUGGUGUCAUUAAGAAAGGUGGCGUCUAAGUUCAACAGCUCCACAAACUACAUCCUCCAGAAAUGACCAUAAAGUAGAAUCUAAAUCUAAAAUCUAAAAUCCAGCAUCAGAAACACAUCGAUCAGCCUGCAACAUGAAAACCAGUCACCAGGAAAUUAGCAGUUAAGUGUGUAAUCCCGUUGUUUUGAAUACAAUAAGAAUCAGAAUUGUGGUUACUAGUGUCUUACUUUCACAUGUAAAGGGACAGUUCACCAUAUUUUCAGCUCACCGGUGUCUGAGCCUCUGAGCUGGGGCAGCAGUGCCAUCUCCUGCUGAGCUCAGCACAGAGCAUAUUAACAGCCUGCCAUGCUGCUGCUGCUGCUGCUGAGAGGAUUACUCUUCAUAGUGACUGUACAUGACCACACUGACCGGGGGACAGCAGCUUGAAUUAGAUGAUGCAACAAAUUAUUCUCAUGAUUAUAAACUAAUACCAGCUCUGUGUCUGCGGUCACUGUCAGUCAGCAACAAUAAACAAACAGCACGACUGUCACAACAGUACAGAAAAACCAUGUAUAAGCAGGAACUUCCCACGCACAUGUACAGUAUUUAAUUUUAUUUUUUUACGGCUGCAGCGCAGAGGACGCAGCGACUGCAAGACAAGAGAGAGGGGAAAUAGCCAGCGUUCAAAUUAGAAACCAGAAAAUGGGUUAAAAAUCAGUUUCAUCUCAGUGUUUUUGUGCUGAGCAAUUCCUCGCCUGCAGCACCCAGAAGUGAACAGCAGGCGACCCGGAAGGUUUGAAGUCCGACUGAGAGAGCGAGCAAGAAAGAAGAGACUAAUCCUUUAUAAAAUAUUUCUCCUCUCUCUGGUUCAGGAUGGCUGAACCUCGCUUUAACAAUUAUUUUUGGCCUCCACCUCCCACGAUGCCUGGCCAGCUGGAUAACCUAGUCUUGAUCAAUAAAAUCAAGGAGCAGCUGAUGGCGGAGAAGAUCCGACCGCCACACCUGCCCGCUGCCUCCGCCCCCUCCCAGCAGCCCUUACUGGCUUCCCCGAGUCAGGCAGAAAGCGGGCAGCACGGGAUGUCCAAAGCCCAGCAGAUGCAAGUUCUCCACAGCCACAGCUCGUCUCAGCCCGACAUCGCCCUGCACGCCCGCCCGGCCUCCAGCUCGGUCACAGGUCGUAUUCUGGGGGAUGUAAACUUGAACCUGGACGAUAAGGCAGCUAUAAAAGCCAGAGGAUUAUGGGAAGACUGGCAUCUGCGUCAACUCAUAGACCAUCCCUCCAGGACAAACCACGUCUCAGGUGUGGCGCUGGCAUCCAGAACAGGCAACCUCAACACCUCAGAGAUCAUCACCCCGACCACGCCCACCUCGAGCAGCCACAGUCGGCUGGGCGGCGCUCCCACCCCUCACCUCAUCUCAGGGUUAGCCGGCAGCCACGGGGUGGAGCCUGGGAAGAACAGUGGGGGUCUGGUGGGCCUCCUGGGGCCUCCUCCCAAAGAGGAGCGAGGCCGGAGGAAGAUCAAAGCGGAGAACGGGUCUUCGUUGUUGGUGGUGCCCUACCCGAUCCUGGCCUCGGGCAACGACCAGUCCUGUGUUACCAUCACUGCCAAAGAGGGAAAGACCUACAGGUGUAAAGUCUGUCCGCUGACUUUCUUCUCCAAGUCAGACAUGCAGAUUCACUCUAAAACGCACACAGAGGCGAAGGCUCACAAGUGUCCUCACUGCACCAAGUCCUUUGCGAACGCAUCCUACCUGGCCCAGCACCUGCGCAUACACCUGGGCGUCAAACCUUACCGCUGUUCCUACUGUGAGAAAUGUUUCCGCCAGCUCUCCCACCUGCAGCAGCACACCAGAAUCCACACAGGCGACCGACCUUACAAAUGCGCCCAUCCAGGAUGUGAAAAGGCUUUUACACAGCUAUCUAACCUGCAGUCUCACCAGAGGCAGCACAACAAAGACAAACCCUUCAAAUGUUCCAACUGUUACCGUGCCUACUCAGACUCCGCCUCGCUGCAGAUCCACCUGUCUGCACACGCCAUCAAAAACGCCAAGGCCUACUGCUGCAGCAUGUGCGGCAGGGCAUACACCUCAGAGACGUACCUUAUGAAGCACCUGGCUAAGCACACGAUGGUGGAACACGUGGUGUCCCAUCACUCCCCUCAGCACAGGACAGAGUCGCCCACCCUCCCUAUAAGGAUUUCCCUCAUCUGAGCCCCUCCCCCUCCCUCCUCCCAUCAGAGACGUCUCCUGUGAUAUUCCUUCAUUCCUCUGACGGGACUUUGAACCCGCAAAUGGGUUCCAAAAAUGUGCCAGAUUGUACUCGUAUCUUGUGAAGAGGUGCUCUGUUAACGAGCAUAUCCUCCUUUCCUUUUCUCGCUGACCAGACAGUAUUAUCGGGGACAUCCAAAGAUGAUUUCUCAGCACUUUCAGGCCUGGAAAUGACAGGCCUAAAAUUUCUUUUUCUAUGUGACAGAAAAAAAGGUAUUGCUCUAGGCAGCUACAUGGAAAAUCUUUUUAAACUAACAGAUUACUUUGUCUUUUUUAUAUGGUCCUUUACUUUCUUUACUCAAGUCUUUGCAAAAAAAAAAAAAAGAAGAUAUAUUUGCAUCAGAAAUAGUCUUCCGUUAGCCAGGUGGCCGACUGAACAUAAAGGUGAAUGCUUAUAUGAUGUGUAUUCAUGUAUAUUGUGCCACUUCUUAUGUCAGUGUUUGCAAUGUUUCGCCAAUCACGUGGCCAUAACGCACACGUUAACGUUUUUAUUCCUGUUGUCAACAUCACCCUGAGCAGGACGUGUGACUGAUGAUUAGAUGGAUGGGUGUUUUUGUGUUUACAUAUACGGUAUAAUCUGCAGUGUUAUAAAAAGAAAAUGCUCAAGGCAAACAUGAGUAUUCCGUUUAAUCCAAUGACUGUAUCUGGUCGAGUUUUAAAUUUAAAUUUUAAGCACCGUCGUAAAAAAGACACAAAGAUUCAGUCAACCUCCUCUUGAAUAUGUAUUUAUCAAAUCCACCACAAUGAAUCAUGUACUUAAGGUACUUUUUGGUCCACUUUGUAUUUAAUCGGGUGUGCAAAUAAAUAAAUAAUUGUAGUCAUAAGACUGAAAUGUUACACCACCACUCUGCUGCUGCCACAGACAUACAGUGUUUGUUUCCCAGAAAACAGUAAUAAUGAGGUUCCUCUGUUGGGUUUUCAGCUGUAAUGUGUACUGGAAGCAUCAACUCUAUUUAAAUAUUCACUUUUCUAUUGUUUAAUGAAUGAACACUUUUCCAUUUUAUAUGCAUUUAAGCCUUAACUUUGUUACAACUCUAGGAUCCACUUAGUUGUUUUAUCACUUUACAUUUGCCUUUUAUGUCAUAGCAUGAUAUACACUGUAAAUAAACUAUAUUAACUGUCAGCCUGUUUUAUAAUAAAUAAUUCUAUAAUUACA
Lates calcarifer (barramundi perch) is the source of this 3413-nucleotide messenger RNA. RefSeq names its product zinc finger protein 362a (gene znf362a). The record is from RefSeq and is a predicted model, not a curated record. Lineage: Eukaryota; Metazoa; Chordata; Actinopteri; Centropomidae. The transcript has 9 exons. Gene Ontology annotation, molecular function: DNA-binding transcription factor activity, RNA polymerase II-specific; RNA polymerase II cis-regulatory region sequence-specific DNA binding. Gene Ontology annotation, biological process: regulation of transcription by RNA polymerase II. Gene Ontology annotation, cellular component: nucleus. Bases 863 to 2200 code for a protein of 445 amino acids.